This is a messenger RNA of Drosophila innubila, 956 nucleotides long. Its product is annotated as phenoloxidase-activating factor 3. The record is from RefSeq and is a predicted model, not a curated record. Gene Ontology annotation, biological process: proteolysis. Gene Ontology annotation, molecular function: serine-type endopeptidase activity. Lineage: Eukaryota; Metazoa; Arthropoda; Insecta; Diptera; Drosophilidae. The transcript has 3 exons. The coding region runs from base 51 to 902 and encodes 283 amino acids.
AUGAGCACCGAGAUAGAACAGAAAUAUAUGCGGAUAAUCAACUUCGAGAUAUGAGAAUUCUGGGAAAACUUGUUGUGUUGCUCGUCGGUACUUUGCUGAGCGUUACUGCGGGGGAGGAGCAGAAAUGUGGCAGCCUGGACGAGCGUUUGCUCUUUAACACAGAGACCUCAACGGAGCCUGCCGAGUAUCCCUGGAUGGGCAUCUUAUAUCAACUUAUGGGUGCUUCAUUUGAGAACACCGGAUGCAGCGUGGUCAUUCUGGCCAAGUUUUAUGUGUUGACGACAGCAUCUUGUGUGCGACGCUUUAACAAUCGACCAGAGACGGCAGCUGUGAGACUGGGCAUCUGGAAUGAGACACACACAUCCGACGAGGAAUAUAUUUGCAAUGUAAAGGGAUUUUGUGUGCCGGGUCCGGUGCAACACAGUGUGUCAGAGAUCAUAGUGCAUCCACAGGCGGACAAGGAUACGGGCGACAAUGAUUUGGCUCUUUUACGGCUCACGGAGCAAAUUAAAUGGUCAACUUACAUGCAACCAUUGUGCUUGGAACCCAUUUCCCCACUUAAAUCCCUGAUUGGUCGCAAUUUUCAUUUCGGCGGUUUCGAGCACAGCAACUACAUCAAAGGCAAAGGCCUUGCGUUUACCUUAACGAGGGAAUACUGUACAUCGCUCAGUUCCGCAUCGAAGCCCCGUCCGGAGAAUCAAUUCUGCGGUUAUCCCGUGAAACGUACCAAGUUCUAUGAAGGCGCUGCCUUGAUGGGUCUCAACAUUGCGAAUGAAGUACCAAAGAGUUUUUAUCUCGUCGGUUUGCUCUCCGAAGUUGUUAUCGUGGGUCAGACAACGGUUCUUGGGUUCCAAGAUGUGGGUCCCUGGCGUAGCUGGUUGCUGGAGAAUACCCGCUCUUAGUAUAUAAUCUUAUGUAAUCACUUUCUAUUUAAAUAAACAAUCUUUUUCUUUUAA